Molecule: messenger RNA, 1621 nt
Organism: Neogale vison (American mink)
Lineage: Eukaryota; Metazoa; Chordata; Mammalia; Carnivora; Mustelidae
Product: histone H3.1
Exons: 1
Coding region: 111-521 (136 amino acids)
Cellular component (GO): nucleosome
Molecular function (GO): structural constituent of chromatin; protein heterodimerization activity; DNA binding
Source: RefSeq, a predicted model, not a curated record
CAGGUUACUCUCGCGACAGACUUGGCCAAUCAGGAUGGGAUCAUGGGUAUAAAGUCUGGUCCUGGCACCAACUCGGCAGUCGCUACCUUCCGCAGCUCCAGUGUCUGGCCAUGGCUCGCACGAAGCAGACGGCGCGCAAGUCGACCGGCGGCAAGGCCCCGCGCAAGCAGCUGGCCACCAAGGCGGCCCGCAAGAGCGCGCCGGCCACGGGCGGCGUGAAGAAGCCGCACCGCUACCGGCCCGGCACGGUGGCCCUGCGCGAGAUCCGGCGCUACCAGAAAUCCACCGAGCUGCUGAUCCGCAAGCUGCCGUUCCAGCGGCUGGUGCGCGAGAUCGCGCAGGACUUCAAGACCGACCUGCGCUUCCAGAGCUCGGCCGUCAUGGCGCUGCAGGAGGCGUGCGAGGCCUACCUGGUGGGGCUCUUCGAGGACACCAACCUCUGCGCCAUCCACGCCAAGCGCGUCACCAUCAUGCCCAAGGACAUCCAGCUGGCGCGCCGCAUCCGCGGCGAGAGGGCCUAAUCUGUCCUUCCGAAGUUUGUGCGAGCGAGCGCGUUUGCUUUCUCCCUCCCAAAGGCUCUUUUCAGAGCCACUUCCUAUUUUCACUGAGAGUGGCUGUUUUACUGGGUUGGGUGUCAGACUUCAGUCUGAACUUCGGGGGAGAGAUAAGGGAAGAGGAACAGGGAUGCCUUAACGUCCUGGCAAUUACGGCAUCUCCUUGCCUUUUUGCAAAAUCAGUGGCUGUUGGGAAGCCCUCAUCUGUGCUUACCAGCUACUUAAGGAAGCUGUUGCUUAACAGGCAGUAAAUGUUUAAAGGCUUCAGUGUCCCACAGAGACUCCCUUCUCGGUCCCUUAAGUAAUCCAGAUGUACAGAAACAAGAUGCAAGCACUCAACAGGAAAAGACCUUUGACCACCAAGGAAGGGUCAGAGCAUAGAUUGUGGUGUGUCCACCCCCGCCUCUGGUGUAAGCAAUUUGGGAGCAGCGUUGUGCAAUCGUGUUCCCCUUGUAUCCACAGGCUGAGGAAGAACCCGUCAUGCGUUGUUCUGCAAAGUUGGCUGGCUGGAGCAGUCCCGGUUCCUAGGAGGUGGUCUGUUCCUCCAGGUUCAAGUCCGACAAUGCUGGUGUUUUACAGAGGAUCUAGCAGGAUUUUCUCAUUGGCACUCACUGUCUUCUACAACUCCAGAAGAGAACAGAGCUGGAAUUGGGCUGCAGGCCUGGCUCCGUUUACCAAGAAAAUGAGCUGUGUUCCGACCGCUUUUCUCACGACAAUUGACUUUUUUGGUGUUUAGCACAGACAUCUAGUAACUCCAGGAUAAAGCUCUGAAAUGUUUAUUCUCUUUCACACCCAUUCUAAGAUAAGAUACUAUAAACUCAGGAAAUUGGUCCCCUGGUUCUUGUUCGACACUGGUUUCCAGUUGCUCAGGCCUGAUGACAAUCCCCUGACAUGAUGGUGACUUCCCUGGGGGAGAAGCCAAAGUGAGACUAUUUGGGGUGGUCAUAGCCCCUAGUCCACUUGACCUUUACCCCUUACAGGACGCUACAGAAGUGUUCCCCUCAAAUCUCGUGUGAACCUAAGUUCUAAAAGUCAAAUUUAGCCCCACUCUCUUCCCUUAGAGCACA